ACCAAUCUGUCCUGCGUUCUUUUCGGCGCGGGCAAAGUUCGCUUCGAGCACCUGCCUAUUCCCUCACUUGAAGACCCUCAUGAUAUCUUGGUCCGUGUUGCAUAUAUUGGCGUAUGUGGCAGCGAUGUCCAUUUUUGGCGACAUGGUGGUAUCAGCCGCAAAGUCUCGGAAGACAUGCCCCUAGUCAUGGGCCAUGAGGCCUCUGGGGUCGUCGAAACCAUCGGAGCAGCCGUUUCAAGUGUCAAGCCAGGUGAUCGGGUUGCUAUUGAGCCCGGGUUUCCAUGUCGGCGAUGCAAGCAGUGCAAGAAAGGCCGAUACAAUAUCUGCCCUGAUAUGAGAUUCGCCGCUGAUCCCCCUCUUACGAACGGGACGUUAUGCCGACUAUUCAAAAUCCCCGAAGACUACGUCUACAAAAUACCUGACUCUAUGAGCUUGCAGGAAGCUGUGCUCAUUGAGCCUUUGAGCGUUGCCGUGCAUGGUGUUCGACUUGCUGAGCUGAGACCCGGCCAAAGUGUCCUGGUUCUAGGAUCUGGCACGGUCGGAUUGAUGGCUGCUGCGGCAGCGAAAGCAUUCGGUGCUCGCGUUGUUUUCGUUUCGGAUAUCAAUCAAGCCAAGCUCGACUUCGCGAAGUCGUUGGUGGAUUGCGCUACAUUCGUUCCGGAUAUCCAUUCUACCCCGGACAUAGCCGCAAUGAAAUUCCAGGAAGAAAUGGGUAUCAUGGAUGGCGUCGAUGUAGUUCUGGAAUGUACUGGGGUGGAAUCGUCGGCGGCAACGGGACUUCAUGCAUGCGGCCCUGGCGCCAUUUUCGUUCAGAUUGGGAUGGGUAAGCCGAUACAAAACAUUCCUAUCCUGGCAAUGAGUGAGAAAGAAGUUGUCUUAAAGACUUGUUUCCGGUAUGCUCCGGGUGAUUAUGAAAUUGCGCUGGAGCUGGUUGGCUCGGGUAAAAUCUCGGUUAAGGAGUUGAUCAGCAGUACGGUGCCAUUUGAAGAUGCUUCUGCGGCCUGGGAGAAGACAGCCAGAGGAGAGGGGAUCAAGAACCUGAUUCAAGGUGUCCAGGACUAG
Penicillium maclennaniae is the source of this 1062-nucleotide messenger RNA. Its product is annotated as NAD(P)-dependent alcohol dehydrogenase. The annotation marks the transcript as partial. The record is from RefSeq and is a predicted model, not a curated record. Gene Ontology annotation, molecular function: zinc ion binding; L-iditol 2-dehydrogenase (NAD+) activity. Gene Ontology annotation, biological process: D-sorbitol catabolic process. The transcript has 2 exons. Lineage: Eukaryota; Fungi; Ascomycota; Eurotiomycetes; Eurotiales; Aspergillaceae.